Molecule: messenger RNA, 4926 nt
Organism: Fimicolochytrium jonesii
Lineage: Eukaryota; Fungi; Chytridiomycota; Chytridiomycetes; Spizellomycetales; Powellomycetaceae
Exons: 7
Coding region: 1-4926 (1641 amino acids)
Biological process (GO): regulation of DNA-templated transcription; protein autophosphorylation; phosphorelay signal transduction system
Molecular function (GO): histidine phosphotransfer kinase activity; phosphorelay sensor kinase activity
Source: RefSeq, a predicted model, not a curated record
AUGUCAACACAAUCCAAUCCGAGACCGUUGGCAGCUCUGGGGCUCCUGCAGUACCUCGACUCAUUGCCACAACCUGCAGUCGUCCUGACGGUUGGAAGCUCGUUUGCAGAACAAACCAUUUCCUACGUAAACCCUUCCCUCUAUGCGGCCUUAAACACUACACACAACCUUGUUGAAGGUUCUCCGAUCGCCGACCUAAUUCUCGUGGACAACCCUUGCGAAUUCGAAAACUGGAUCUCGUUCGUUUGUGCGAGCGGACAAUCACCUCAACCAUUCACAACACAAAUCAUUAACUCGAGAUGGACGUCGCCGAGCCGGAGCGCGGCUUUGGUCGAGUGGUCCGCUGUGUGGAUGAGACCAGAGUAUAUCACCCUGACCGGCAAAUGGCUUGCCGAGUCGUCGACGACUAUCGAACAGAUAGAUACAGGUGAAAUCGUGGAGUCAUUUGGCGAUCUCACGCAUCCCACUGGAUGGAAGGCAAUUCCACGGCUGGCCAAAUCCUUUGCCGGUGGCGGUGUCAUGGGACAGCUGUUGCGAGAAGUCGACUGGACCGAGAGUCACCUUGGUCCAGUUCAUACGUGGCCUCAGUCCCUUAUGACUGCGCUCGCGUUGAUGUUGGCAUCGCCUUUCCCCAUGUCCAUCUGGUGGGGCCCGAAGUUCAUCCUGCUGUACAACGACGCUUACAUUCCAAUUUGUGCUGGCAAACAUCCAUGGUUGUUCGGCAAACCGGGAGCCGAGGCAUGGAGUGAGAUCUGGGAUGAUCUGAAAGGCCCUGCUGAGCAGGCUCUGUUGGGCGCUGGAAAGCACACCGUGGACGAUCUUCUGUUCAUGACACGCAACGGAUUCCCUGAAGAGACAUACCACACGUGGUCCUAUGUCCCAAUCCGUCAAGAGGAUGGAUCUGUAGGCGGUCUCUUGAAUCCAACGGUUGAAACAUCUCGUCAGGUGAUAGCUCAACGUCGCCUAAAAGCCCUCAGGGAAUACAGUGUUGCAGCUGGACAGGCCAAAGACGUGUCGAACCUUCUUAGCAUUACUGCGGACGUUCUCAGAGCAAGCGAAAGAGACGUGACAUUUGCUUUGUUGUACACGGGCAGCUCGGAAAUCGCGGAGGCGACCAACGGAGAUGUCGACAUUGGGCGGCCGUUCUCUCUACGCCUAGCCGAAGUGAUCGGGAUCACAAGGGAUCAUCGAGCCGCGAUCGAAGACAUCACUGUUGACCUGUCCAGGGACUUUGAGCUGCCGCAAAUAUGGCCUUUCCACGAGGUUUGCACCAAGCGGACGACAGUGGAGGUGCGAAAUCAAGAGCUCGUGGAAGGUAUUCCAGGGCGAGGAUUCGGAGAUCCUUCCAAAAUAGUAGUGGUCUGUCCGAUCGCUGGAAGUGAAGCCGAGGACAUACAAGGGGUCAUGAUCAUUGGAACAAGUAGUAGGCUACCAUACGAUGAGGACUACAUCACCUUCAUUGAGCUUCUAUUCAGGCAAACGGCCAGCAGCUUGUCGAAUAUAAUGGCUUUCAACGAGGAAGUGAAGAGAGCAGACGCAUUGGCUACCAUCGAUCGCGCAAAAACCGCCUUCUUCAGCUCCGUCUCACACGAACUGCGAACCCCGUUAACGCUCAUGCUGGGCCCAUUGGAGGAUUUGCUGACGACUUCCAAGGAAUCACCUACGGCAUUCCAAAUGGAGCGGUUAACGCUCAUUAACCGGAAUGCUCGAAGACUGCUGAAACUGGUGAACAGCAUAUUAGACUUCAGUCGACUGGAAGCCGGAAGAAUGCAGGCAUCUUUCCGGAAGACCCACGUCGCCGCCCUGACGAGAGACCUUGCGAGCGUGUUUCGGAGUGCCAUCGAAAAGAGGGGCGUCAAGUACGAAGUGCAAUGUGACGAGUCAUGCGAAGCCUAUAUUGACCGCGACAUGUGGGAGAAGGUGGUCUUCAACCUGAUCGGAAACGCAUUCAAGUUCACGAUGAAGGGCACAAUCCGCGUGUCAGUUGCGACCAGCAGCGAUAAGAUGCGCUUUAUCUUCUCCGUGCAAGAUAGCGGGAUAGGGAUCCCUAGCGAUCAACUUGACCGCGUAUUUGAACGAUUUCAUCGAGUCGAAGGAGCUUCUGGGCGUAGUCACGAGGGGACCGGGAUAGGGCUGGCGCUCACGCAAGAGCUGGUGAAGUUGCACGGCGGCGAGUUGUGGACGGAAAGCACAGUUGGGGCCGGAAGCACGUUUUUCGUCCAGAUUCCUCUCGGAUCGAGUCAUCUCCCACCAGAUAUGGUAUCCGAAGACUUCAACAAAACAGAAGAGGCUGAGCAUACCGUCGGUUCCUUGACAUACGGCAGCUCCAUUAUCGAAGAGGCGAAUCAUUGGAUGUCUUUGCGGGACAACGAUGGGAACAGCACACCUGUUGAUCACGCGACCACCAGUUCCGAACCGACCUUGUCAGAAACAUCCACGACAAUGCAACCCAGGUUACCUGUCACAACGCGCGGUUGCCGGGUGCUACUGGCAGACGACAACGCCGACAUGCGGGCGUACGUCAAAUCUAUCCUCGGCAAAGUCUGGCGGGUCACGGAAGUCUCUGACGGAUUGCAAGCGCUGGAGUCCGUCAAGGCAAAUCCGCCAGACUGUAUCGUAAGUGACAUCAUGAUGCCGAAUCUCGACGGCAUAGGCCUCCUUCGUGCUCUGAAAGGAGAUCCGAAGACGAAGGGGAUACCGGUCAUCCUGCUGUCGGCGAGAGCGGGCGAGGAAGCGAGAGUAGAUGGUUUGCAAAUGGGUGCAGAUGACUAUUUAGUCAAGCCGUUUUCUGGAAAGGAGCUCAAAGCACGCGUACAAUCACACCUAGAAGUGUCACGACUGCGACUGGAAUUGGAGAAGAGGGUCCAAGAACGGACGAAAGAGCUUGCGGAGUCGGAGUGGCGGUACAAAACCAUGUCGAGCCUCAGCCCAGUUGGGAUCUUCAAGUCAAAUAAUAAGGGCCACCUCACCUACGCCAACGAGAAGUUCUGGGAAAUCAGCAUGCACGAUCGCGUGCUGGACCCAGCGGGCAAGAAGAUUUUCGGCGCAGUGCACCACGAAGACCGCGACCACGCCAAAGAGGAGUGGCAGAAAGCGCUAAAGUUGCCGCGCCAUUCAGCAGAGUUCAGGUAUUACGAUGAGACCAAAGGCGUCGAGCACUGGGUGUUGCAAGAGACCAUCCUGGAGUACAACGAGGAGGGCCGGUCGAUAGGACUUCUUGGUACCAUCACCGAUCUGACUGAGCGGAAGCGGUUGGAGAAAGAGCGGUUAGAAGCUUUGGAGAUGGCGGAGAAGUACCAGCGACGACGUGCGGAGGAGGCCGAGUCUGUGAAACGGAAACAAGAGCUUUUCAUUGACAUGACCUGCCACGAGCUGCGAAACCCGCUCAAUGGGAUAUAUCACAACGCGGAUCUGGUCUAUGAAUCUCUGCAAAACGUCAACCGGCAAGCACAAAUGAUGCGAAAAACCCUCGGGUCGAUGCAGUGGGGCGAGACCAACGAGCCAUCCAUGGCGAGUCUGGAGAAUGUGCUCAACAAAAUGGAAGAGGAACUGACGCAUGACGUUGAUGCAGUGGAAACCAUCAUACAGUGCGCACACCACCAGAAAAACAUCGCGGACGACGUGCUGCAGGUGUCGAAGAUCUCGAUGAACCUGCUGCAUAUUUCGAACGAUAGCUUCCAGCCGUAUGUGGAGGUCAAAAAUGCGAUCCGCGUGUUUGAGACGGAGGCUAAGAUCAAGGGCACGAGUCUGUCCCUUAUUGUGGAUCCGGAAUAUGAGAAGCUUGGCGUUGAUUGGGUGUGUGGAGAUCCGAAGAGGCUGAGUCAGAUCAUGCUCAACCUGUUGACGAAUGCAAUGCGCUUCACAAAUCCGGUCAAGAAGGGAGAGAUCAAAGUUUUACUGAAUGCCAGCUCUGCACAGCCUUUCGACGCACCGAGGAUGCUCGAUGAAGACUUGAUGAACGUUGACGAUGCUGAGUCUAGUGUUGGUGAAUCCGCCAAACACACUGACAUCGAAGUGACCUCUCCAGGCCCACCCAUCUACAUCUCCAUCAGCGUAUCAGAUACAGGCGUCGGCAUGACCCAAGACGAGCAACAGCAAUUAUUCCGUCGCUUUUCCCAACCCGCCAUAAAAACGUACGGCGAUUUCGGCGGCUCAGGAUUAGGACUCUUCAUCACCAAGAAGCUUGUCGAGCUGCAGGGCGGUCAAAUAUUGGUUGAGAGCACCAAAGGCGUUGGGACGACAUUCAAGUUCUACAUUCGGUACGAGCUGCGAGAUCCACCAGCGAAUCCGCCGGACCGGACUCGCACCACCGAGUCGCAGAAGCAUCUGGGGCUUGAGACGCGCAAGCGGAGUUUCUCGCCGAACACGCCGAUUGAAGGGUCGUCGCGGCCGAAGCAUGGAUCGCAGCAGAAGCUGUCGCAGAAAUUGUCGUCUGGAUCGCUUAGUAAAGGGUUCAGGAGUACGCCGUCGUCACUGUCGGUGACAUCGGAUUUGCAAGAAUCUUUGGUGAUGGUUGUGGAGGACAAUGUCGUCAACCAGAAGGUCCUCAAGAAGCAGCUUGAAAACGUGGGCUACAAAGUACGGAUAGCGAACCACGGCGGCGAAGCAGUCGACCUGUUUGUAGCCAUCGGGUCCCAGUUCGACAUCAUCCUCAUGGACCUCGAGAUGCCCGUAAAAGACGGCCUCACAGCCGCCGCCGAGAUCCGACAACUGGAAGUAGCCAACGGCGGCAUAGCAACACCUCACGGCGCGCGCGUGCCCAUCGUCGCGAUUACGGGAAAUGCACGGAACGAGUACCUGCAGAAAGCCCUGUCGGUGGGGAUGGACGACCUGGUGACCAAGCCGUACUCGAAACCAGAUCUGUUUGCCAAGAUUGAUAAGCUCGUGCGGUCACGGAAAUCGUUGGCGGUGCCCACUGUGGGGUGA